This is a messenger RNA of Raphanus sativus (radish), 1567 nucleotides long. Its product is annotated as lysine histidine transporter-like 7. The transcript has 5 exons. Lineage: Eukaryota; Viridiplantae; Streptophyta; Magnoliopsida; Brassicales; Brassicaceae. The coding region runs from base 91 to 1524 and encodes 477 amino acids. The record is from RefSeq and is a predicted model, not a curated record. Gene Ontology annotation, cellular component: plasma membrane.
AAUAGUAAAAGAUAACAUCGUUCAGCCUGUGGCUGUACGUUAUAAAUCUUCGAGAGAGAGAGAAAGAGAGAGGUUUGAAUUUUUCCUACAAUGUCAGAGAUAAAAUUGGCCAUGUUGUUUGAUUUAGAAUUACAAGAAAGUGAUGGUUCUCCUUCAUCCAUGUCACAAAACCUCUCCAGGGAUCCACAGCCAACCUCCAGCGGCGACGGUGAUGGUGGACGGAUCCCGGUGGAAGAGUGGCUGCCGAUCACAGAAUCAAGAAAAGGGAAUGUUUACACGGCGACGUUUCAUCUUAUCUGUUCGGGACUUGGUUUCCAAUUGCUUUUUCUCCCUGCUGCUUUCGCAACAGUUGGAUGGUUAUGGGGAACGAUUGUUUUAACGGUGGGAUUUGCAUGGAAGCUUUACACAAUAUGGCUUCUUGUUAAUCUCCACGAAGCCGUACAAGGAAUACGUAUCAGUAGAUACUUGAGACUUGUAAUUGCUUCAUUCGGUGUGAGGCUUGGGAAACUUCUGGGAAUAUUCCCUGUGAUGUAUCUUUCAGGAGGAGCUUGUGCAAUUCUGGUUAUAACCGGAGGGAAAACAAUAAAUCAACUUCUACUCAUUAUGUCUGAAAAUGACACAGAGCCACUUACUACCGUGCAAUGCUUCUUGAUCUUCAGCAUCCUCGCAGUGGUCAUGUCUCAGUUUCCGAACAUGAACUCUCUUUUUGGAAUCUCGUUGGUCGGUAGUCUUAUGGCCGUAGCAUAUUCCACCGCAGUAUGGACUUUACCUCUAGCUAAUGAAAGGAAUCAUCAUCAAAACAAUGUCUCUUACACUACAAAUGAUACAAGUUUCGAAAACAUUAUCAACGCAAUUGGAAUGAUAGCCAUGGCAUUUCGCGGGAACAACCUCGUCCUAGAGAUACAGGGUACUCUACCUUCCGAUCCAAAUAAUCCUUCGAGAAAGACAAUGUGGAGAGCCGUGGUGAUCUCUCAUGUGAUCAUCGCGAUUUGCAUGUUUCUAGUAGCCAUUGUUGUAUAUUGGGCAUACGGUGACAAGAUUCCGGCUACGGGAGGUCCAAUAGGCAACUACUUGAAACUUUACGAACAAGGCUACUCAAAGCAAGCCGCUUGUUUCAUACACCUCACGUUUAUCUUCUAUUGCUUAUGCUCAUAUCCGAUAUUCUUAAUGCCAUCAUGUGAUAACGCAGAGAUGUUGUACAUAACGAAGACACAAAAGCCUUGCUCCUUCUUUGUCCGGAUGAUGUUGCGCGUGUUAUUGGGUUCGGUUAGCCUCUUAAUAGCCGUUGGAUUCUCGUUCAUGACUUAUCUUGCAGUUCUUAUCGGAGCAGUAGGCUUGCUUGUUACGUCUACAUACCCGUGUUUCAUGUGGAUAUCUCUCAAAAAUCCCCAGAGGAAAAGCUUGAUGUGGUUGUUUAACGUUUUGGUGGGAAGUUUAGGCGUGUCUCUCAGCGUUUUGCUUGUGGUUGGCUCUUCUUUGCGUUUGGCUGAUACGGGUUUACAUGCAAACUUCUUUAAACCUUAGAUCAUAUUCUUGUAACUGUUCGCAAGUAGAUUAAAAAUUCUAG